AAUCCAAACACGCAGGUCUACGCUGCUAAAGCCAGUCUGAGAAGACCACAGCACCAGCACCAGCACCAGCACCAUGCCUAUGAUACUGGGAUACUGGAACGUCCGCGGUCUAACACACCCGGUCCGCCUGCUCCUGGAGUACACAGACUCAGGCUAUGAGGAGAAGAGAUACGUGAUGGGGGACGCUCCCGACUUUGACAGAAGCCAGUGGCUGAAUGAGAAAUUCAAGCUGGGCCUGGACUUUCCCAAUCUGCCUUAUUUAAUUGAUGGGUCACACAAGAUCACCCAGAGCAACGCCAUCCUGCGCUACCUUGCCCGCAAGCACCACCUGUGUGGGGAGACAGAGGAGGAGCAGAUUCACACAGACAUUGUGGAGAACCAGGUCAUGGACACCCGCAUGCAGCUCAUUAUGCUUUGCUACGGCCCUGACUUUGAGAAGCAGAAGCCAGAGUUCUUGAAGGCCAUCCCUGAGAAGAUGAAGCUCUACUCCGAGUUCCUGGGCAAGCGGCCAUGGUUUGCAGGGGACAAGAUCACCUAUGUGGAUUUCCUCGCUUAUGACAUCCUUGACCAGUACCGCAUGUUUGAGCCCAAGUGCCUGGAUGCCUUCCCAAACCUGAAGGACUUCCUGGCUCGCUUUGAGGGCCUGAAGAAGAUCUCCGCCUACAUGAAGAGCAGCCGCUUCCUCCCAGCACCCGUGUUUUCAAAGAAGGCACACUGGUCUAACAAGUAGGCCACUACCACACCGGCUCUCACCAGGAGGACCUGUCUACUCUGGUGAUCCUGCAGACCCUGAGGACAGCUGGCCUUCUGCACUGCUGCCUUCAUGUCCUCACAUCUCUGUCCUUCCCCUUCCGGUCUCCAGCUUUGUCAGCCCUGUCUC
Molecule: messenger RNA, 880 nt
Organism: Acomys russatus (golden spiny mouse)
Lineage: Eukaryota; Metazoa; Chordata; Mammalia; Rodentia; Muridae
Product: glutathione S-transferase Mu 1
Exons: 8
Coding region: 74-730 (218 amino acids)
Biological process (GO): glutathione metabolic process
Molecular function (GO): glutathione transferase activity
Source: RefSeq, a predicted model, not a curated record